Messenger RNA from Pantherophis guttatus, 1429 nucleotides. The record is from RefSeq and is a predicted model, not a curated record. Lineage: Eukaryota; Metazoa; Chordata; Lepidosauria; Squamata; Colubridae.
AGCGACCAGCUGAUGCUGCUGCCGCAGCCGAGGCUGAGAAGCCGCGGGAAAGCCAGACGAGCGUCCUUCCUGCAAACCGGCGGGCGUGAUCCACACAACCACGGUGGCCACAGGCAGACGGCUCCCUAAGCACCAGCCCUUGGGCUGAUGUGGAGAAAAGGAGAAAAUCUGUCAUUCUGGUCACUGCCUUUCAGUUGUCAAACCAGGUGGAGUUCAGUGCAGCUUUCUAGGACACCAGAAGAAAAUCGAAUCUUUAGAUUUCAGCCAUGCGGCUUUAUCAUGUGAAUCUGGGUUUGCUUCUGUUUUUCGCUGGCAGCUUGAGAUCAGGAUGGACCAUUCCAUUAGAAAACCUUGAGAAAAUCCCCCUGGAUUUCUCCACUAACAACAGCAUGCUUCUCACCACCUUCAUGGGCACCAAUUUUAUUAUUAAUAUUCCAAAAUGCGUCUCUUCCUCCAAGUUUAAGUCAACCACAGUCAGAGUAGCAGUGGCUCAACUUCCGGAUGCAUCCACUUUACCAGGUGUAACAGACACCGAACAGAUUGACAAUAUCCGUAGGGCUCCUCAGGCCCAGGUGUAUUUUGCAGAUGAAUUCAAAAGCGUCUCCUGCAGAGUGACCAGGGAAGUUCUGGUACUCGACCUGGACGAUAGCCAAUAUGAGUUGAUCAGUGUGAUAGGCUACCAGGUGGGAACAGAGUUCUGCCGUCAAACCAAAGGUCCCUUCUGCAACCAACCUCUUAAACCAUCUACUUUUUAUAGGGUGAACUACUUUUUUUUGGAUGACAAGUCUGUCAUAAGAGCACAUACAGAUUGGUCAACAGCCAUACAGACCAGGAAUGUGACCAACUAUGAAUCAGCCGAUACAAUGUUUGAACGGUCUGGAGGCAUGAUCGUAAUUACUAUUUUGGUCUCCGUGGGUGGAGCUGUCCUUCUAAUUGCACUCAUUGUAGCAGCUGUACUUUCUAAUAAGAAGUAGACAGGUUCCUUUCUUCUGGAUUGAAAAUGAUUGUAGAUAUGGAUGAAGAGCAGAAUUUGCUUGGAAAUCAAAGGGGAUUCUACAGGCUCCCCUCCCCCAGUCAAGGAAUAAACUGGUAAAGAAGGAAAGCGGCAUCGAAUAAAACAGAACAUCUGCAAUUUCUCCUACACGGUUCUUCAGAUUCUACGUGCAUUCACUUCCAACGCAUCGUAUUUUGGAUGCAUUGUGAAUCCUUUCUCUGCAACGAUAACCCUGGAUCCAGCAAAUUAUUUUUAAGAUACCUAUUGUCAGUAUUAUCCUUGUUUCAAAUGUACUAGGCCCGUGAUGGUGAACCUAUGGCACGAGUGCCACAGGUGGCACGCUUAGCAUGCCCACACUGGCUAGCUGAUUUUUGGGCCUUCUGGGCCCACUGGAAGUAGGGAAACAGGGUGUUUCCUGCCUCCGGAGGGCCUCAG